CUACACCACCACCACCACCACCACUACUAUCACCGCUCUCUCUCUGCCAUUCCGAGGAGAGUAGUUACCUCCAAUACCUUCAACAGAGCCAGGACUGUUGGGAUAUACCUGAGAUAGCCACCAUGUUCUCCCGCAGAACCCUCCCUGCGCUGAGGACGCUGCGAGCCCAGACUCCUCUCACCACCCUCAACCGCCCCUUCUCCUCCCUCCUAACCUCCCGCCCCUCUCUCCCGACCACCACCAUCACACUCACAUCCACACUCUCGCCAUUACUAUCACCACUUACAUCCACCUUGCAAUCCCCGAUCCAGAGCCAACUCCAGUCCCGGCAAUUCUCAGCAAGUGCCUCACUCGCUGGAAAGCGAAUCACCUUCAACCCCUCGCGGAGGGUACAGAAGCGGCGUCAUGGGUUCCUGGCGAGACUGCGCACGCGUGGGGGGAGGAAGAUUUUGAUGCGGAGGAGGCAGAGGGGGAAGAAGGCGUUGAGUUGGUAAUCACUUCCUGGGGAAUGUGUUGAUGGUGAUUGUGGACGAUACGUUAUGCGGAAUCAGGGAUAGGUCUCAUGUAUCAUAACCAUUCUAGUCAUGUUAUGUUUUAUUACUUUAUUCUCUCGAUGUAUACCACGGUACAUCUAUUUUCCAGCCACCGCUAUCUAUAUAGGCCAUAGACAUACAUUACUCCUCUUCAC
Aspergillus glaucus CBS 516.65 is the source of this 688-nucleotide messenger RNA. Its product is annotated as mitochondrial 54S ribosomal protein bL34m. The transcript is spliced from 2 exons. The record is from RefSeq and is a predicted model, not a curated record. Gene Ontology annotation, biological process: translation. Gene Ontology annotation, molecular function: structural constituent of ribosome. The coding region runs from base 123 to 494 and encodes 123 amino acids. Lineage: Eukaryota; Fungi; Ascomycota; Eurotiomycetes; Eurotiales; Aspergillaceae. Gene Ontology annotation, cellular component: ribosome; mitochondrial large ribosomal subunit.